GACGAGAGGAAGUGCAACUACGAGCGCUACCGGGGCCUCGUGCAGAACGACUUCGCCGGCAUCUCGGAGGAGCAGUGUCUCUACCAGAUCUACAUCGACGAGCUCUACGGGGGGCUCCAGAAACCCAACGAGGACGAGAAGAAGAAGCUGGCGGAGAAGAAGGCGUCCAUCGGCUACACGUACGAGGACAGCACGGUGGCCGAGCUGGAGAAUUCCCUGGAAAAGCACGCCGACGAGGAGGACUCCGAGGAGGAGAGCAACACGGACGAGGACGAGGUCAUCCCCGACAUCGACGUGGAAGUGGACGUGGAUGAGCUGAACCAGGAGCAGGUGGCCGACCUCAACAAGCAGGCCACCACGUACGGCAUGGCCGAGGGCGACUUCGUCCGGAUGCUGCGGAAGGACAAGGAGGAGGCGGAGGCCAUCAAGCACGCCAAGGCGCUGGAGGAGGAGAAGGCCAUGUACUCGGGCCGCCGCUCCCGGCGCCAGAGGAGGGAAUUCCGGGAGAAGCGCCUGAAAGGGCGGAAGAUCAGCCCUCCCAGCUACGCCCGCAGAGACAGCCCCACGUACGAUCCCUACAAACGGUCUCCCUCGGAAUCCACGUCGGAGUCGCGCUCGCGCUCCCGCUCGCCGUCGCCGGGCCACGAGGAGAAGAUCACCUUCAUCACGAGCUUCGGCGGCAGCGACGAGGAGGCGGCGGCGGCGGCGGCGGCCGCGCAGGCCGGCGGCGUUCCCGGGAAAUCCGCCGCGCUCGGGAAGCAGCGCUGCGCUCCAGGACAGCCGGGCAGCGCCGCGGCAGGUCAUAGCGCCUCUUCCCGGUCGGUAACUCUUCCCAUCCGGCUCCCUUUCCCAAUCCCUAAGCGCAGGGCUGGCUCCGCUCGGACACGGUCCCGGCAUCCGGGGCGCUUCUCCAAGGGGGGGGACAGUGGGUGGCCCCACGGCCGGGGGAGCCACAUCCGAGGAUCGGAGCUGGGAAGGGGCUGCAUCCGUGAUCCCGCAGGGCUCCGGGAUGCUCGGAGAAUCCCUGUUCCUCCCGCUGCCGGCRGACCAGGAAAACGGGAGCAGGACUGGAGGGCAACUGCUCCGAGAGGGACUCGGUGGCACCUCAGGGUGGAGGAUUUGGGAAGCAGAUUUGGGAAUCGGAGCUUGCCCUACGCCUGCGUGCGGCUGUUCCGGGGCCGGAGACGCUCCUCGUCCUCCUCCUCCUCGCCGUCCUCGUCGUCGUCCUCCAGCUCCCGCUCGAGCUCCCGCUCGUACCGCGGCGGCUACCGCCGCUCCGGGCGCUACCGGCGCUCGCGGAGCCGCCGCUACUCCCGCUCGCGCUCCCGCAGCCGCCGCUAUUCCAGGGGCGGCUCCCGGGACGGCCGCCGCCGCUCCCGCUCCUACUCGCCGGAUCGCGGCUACCGCUACGGCUCCCGCCGCCGCUCCAGGAGCCGCUCGCGAUCCGGGGAGCGCUCCCGGCGGAGCAGCCGCUGGAGCCGCCGCUGGAGCAGCAGCGGGAGCAGCGGGAGCGACUCGCGCAGCCGCAGCAAGUCGGCGUCUCCGGCGGCGCGGGAGAAGCCGCUCCGGCCCGCCGCGUCCCCGGCCCUGGGGGAGAAGCUGAAAAAGUGGGUGCCGGGGGGCCGGGAAGGGCGCCGCCGGCGCCGCCUCGCCCUCAUUCCCGGUUUUUCCCUGCUCCCAGGGCUGAGCCUGCCGCUGGUAAAGAGACAGGAGCUGCCAAAGUCACCCAAGCUGACGCCRCAGGAGAAGCUCAAGCUCCGCAUGCAGCGGGCGCUCAACCGGCAGUUCAAAGCCGACAAGAAGGCGGCGCAGGAGAAGAUGCUGCAGCAGGAGCACGAGAGACAGGAGCGCGAGGAUGAGCUGCGGGCCAUGGCCCGGAAGAUCCGCAUGAAGGAGCGGGAGCGGCGGGAGAAGGAGCGCGAGGAGUGGGAGCGCCAGUACAGCCGGCAGAGCCGCUCGCCGUCGCCGCGAUACA
Messenger RNA from Nothoprocta perdicaria, 1975 nucleotides. Its product is annotated as CLK4-associating serine/arginine rich protein-like. The annotation marks the transcript as partial. Lineage: Eukaryota; Metazoa; Chordata; Aves; Tinamiformes; Tinamidae. The transcript has 15 exons. The record is from RefSeq and is a predicted model, not a curated record.